Molecule: messenger RNA, 391 nt
Organism: Musca vetustissima
Lineage: Eukaryota; Metazoa; Arthropoda; Insecta; Diptera; Muscidae
Gene: endos
Product: alpha-endosulfine
Exons: 3
Coding region: 12-368 (118 amino acids)
Cellular component (GO): cytoplasm
Molecular function (GO): protein phosphatase inhibitor activity
Source: RefSeq, a predicted model, not a curated record
CGAAGCUAAAGAUGAGUUCAACCGAAGAAACCAGUAGCCAAGCAACAACACCACAAGAUGGUCCCGAAGAACCACAGUCAAAUGCCCGUGAAUUGGAAAAAAUCGAAGAGGAGAAAUUAAAAUCAAAAUACCCUGUGGGAUUGAGAGGCCCUGGCGGCCAUACUGCUUUCUUGCAAAAGCGGUUACAGAAGGGGCAAAAAUAUUUCGAUUCCGGUGAUUAUCAAAUGGCCAAACAAAAAGGUGGCGGCAUCAAACAGGUGUUUGCCAAUAAAAAUACAACCGGUGAAGCCAUACCAACACCCGAGACUGUGCCUGCGCGUAAAACAUCAAUUAUUCAGCCUUGUAAUAAAUUCCCAGCGACGAGUUAAGUUAUAGUAAUUACAACAAAAAA